AUGGGUACGUCAGUUAAGCGUGUGUCGGAAGUCAGGGUCGGUGACGCUCAACCACCGGCCUCAAAUGAGAAGCUCUCUAUGGCAAACACCACACAAGAUGAUCUGGACAUGCAGCGACUGGGCAAGACGCAACAAUUAAAGAGAAAUUUUCGGUUUGUAUCUAUCCUCGGUUUUAACUGUACGUUAAUGGCAACUUGGGAGUCAAUUCUGCUCACCAGCAAUUAUGGUCUCAUAAAUGGCGGACGAGCCGGGAUGGUUUACGUUUAUAUUGGCACUUUUAUCGGCUUUUUCGCCUCUGUCGUGUCCUUAGCAGAGAUCGCGUCGAGAGCUCCUACGGCGGGAGGUCAGUACCACUGGGUCAGCGAGUACGCUCCUCCUUCCUGUCAAAGGUUCUUAAGUUAUAUCACAGGAUGGCUCGCAGUUUUGGGUUGGCAGGCAGCGUUCGCCAGUGUAUGCUUUCUUGCCGGCACCUUGAUUCAGGGUUUGUUGGUCACGGUAUACUCUGUCCCAACGGCAGGCUAUAUAUACACAUUUGAAAGAUGGCAUGGCACGCUUUUAGCUAUUGCAAUUGCGAUGAUAGCAACUGCCCUCAAUGGGUGGGGUACUCAUUGGCUCGCCAAUCUGGAGCGUUUCUUGCUCUUCGUUCAUAUCUUUGGAUUCUUUGUAGUGUUGAUCCCAUUGUGGGUUAAAGCCGACAGAGCCAGCAGCACUGAAGUUUUCCAGACUUUUACUAACAUGGGCGGAUGGCCGAAUAUUGGAUUGGCCUGUCUGGUGGGCCAACUGACCCCGAUAUUUUCUUUCACGGGGCCAGAUGCAGCGACACAUAUGGCGGAGGAGGUCCAGGAUGCUUCCAGGAUUGUUCCGUGGUGUAUGAUCUCGACUGCCCUGGUCAAUGGCACACUUGGAUUCGUUAUGCUCAUUACUUUCCUCUUCACAAUGGGCGACAUAGACUCAGUGCUAAAAGCGCCCAGCGGCUUUCCCUUCAUCACGGCUUUUGAGAAUGCGACCGGGUCAUCUAAUAUGGCGGUAGGCCUCGCAUGCAUUAUCUUGGUUAUGGAGGUCUGCAGUGCUUUGGGCAUCCUAGCGACCACCUCACGCCAGAUCUUUGCCUUUGCCCGAGAUAAAGCACUUCCUUUCUCGAGCACUUUCGCCUAUGUCCAUCCCCAGUCGAAGACGCCUAUCUGGGCUAUUCUAUCUUCCACAUUGGUGACCGUGCUAUUGAGCCUGAUCAAUAUUGGCUCCACUGCAGCUUUCAAUGCGAUUGCCUCAUUGGCGAUCGCGUCUAUGUUGACGACCUACAUCAUUGCCAUUGGCUGUUUCUUUAUAGCACGCUUGCAGUCCAGAACAUCGCCUAGUCCUCGGUUCUCUCUAGGCCCAUAUGGCCCAGCUAUCAACAUGGUAUCCCUGAUCUUCCUUGCUUUCCAGAUCGUCUUCACCUUUUUCCCGACGACCAGAGAUGUUGUGCCCAAAACUAUGAACUGGUCGGUUCUAAUGGUGGGCGCAGUGACUCUCUUUGCCAUCGUGCAGUAUGUCCUGUAUGCUCGGAAAGUAUACCAGGCGCCUGUUAGUCAGACCCUUCGAAAUCAGUAA
Messenger RNA from Aspergillus nomiae NRRL 13137, 1590 nucleotides. Its product is annotated as putative choline transport protein. Gene Ontology annotation, molecular function: transmembrane transporter activity. The record is from RefSeq and is a predicted model, not a curated record. Gene Ontology annotation, biological process: transmembrane transport. The coding region runs from base 1 to 1590 and encodes 529 amino acids. The transcript is spliced from 4 exons. Gene Ontology annotation, cellular component: membrane. Lineage: Eukaryota; Fungi; Ascomycota; Eurotiomycetes; Eurotiales; Aspergillaceae.